GCAUGAUCUCUAAAAAAAUCGUGUUCUUUAGCCCCGCAAUGAAUUCGCGGAAGUGACCGCAUAAUAGAUAGCCUCUACAGUAUUCUAAUGUUCCAGAUAUAAUUGUUUGCGCUCUACUUUAACACUGGGUUUUGUUGUAGGCAUAAACCAUAAAUAUUUGACUGAAACUUGUCUAUUAAUAUCUGUUUGCAUGAACUUAACUUUGAAAUGUUUUAACUGUUGCCCCGCCUUCUACUUCUCAAACCUCGUACUUUCUAUGCUAUCGUGCUGAGAAAACACGGAGGAACAUUGUGCUUUGCGAGCUACCCAUCGCGUGCUGGCAGUGGCGUGUACCACAAUUUGCUUUGCCGAUCAGCUGAGCGAGCAGAAAUCCACUGCGCGAGCAAAACAGCACUCCGCGAGCAGAAGCCCGCUGCGCACGAGCAGGAUUCCACUGUACAAGCAGAGGCGCUCGCUCGCAGCUACAUGUACACCUCUCGGUUGUUGAAUUUGUGCGCGAGUACUUUUAUCAUGCCAGCUGAAGGUUCAUUUUUGCGCGUGUGAAAUAACAUAAUGUGCUCGUGAGCAUGUCUUACACGCUCAUAACUUUUAGCCUCCUCAGUCUAAGUUGUAGUGAUCUUUUAUGUGGUUUUGUCAUUUUUAUUAAUAUAUUUUUUACUUAACUAAUUUUUAUUCCCGUUUUAGUUAACAAUAUCAACACUUGUCAUUUAUAAAUGUAAUGAAAAAUUCAGUUGAUAAAUCUAAUAAUUCUAGAAAUUAAAUAAAAUGUUUGUGGCAUUUAAAUUAAUUUAGUGCCAUUUGAAACUUUAUUAAUUAUUUAUAUCAACUAAUAUUUCUGGACAAAUCCCAAAUGUUUUGAUACUGAAAAUCCAAUGUAUUAAACCACACUUUCAAGAGUUACAGUAUAUAAUUUCUUGGAAUUCUAUUCCCAAUUUCAUAAAUUCGAAUUUAAGGCAUUCUCAAUUAAAUUCUUAAUGGCCCACAACUCAAUUUAAUUUAGAACAAAGAAAUCAUUAAAAUGAACAUGAGAAACAUUUUUGUUUAGUAGGUAUUAUAUGACUCCCAGGCCCAGAGCAUGUUAUAUAAUUAGGCUUACUAUGAAUCGUCAACCUAUCCACUAAUGUGUUUAUGACACUUAAUAAGGAUUAGACACCAAUCUCUGGGACAGCUUUGAGGUAUGAACAUGUUUCUGUAUGCAGCAUAGCCAUGUCAGAUUGUCUCUACAUGUUUAUCAUGAAAUCUACACAUUUCACAUUUAACCCUUUCUUUGGAUGGAGCCACAUGGGUAAGUCUGAUUUUUUGUAUGGGAAAAUUAUCAAUAGGCCUAAAGAAAAAUACAGAGCAGUAGAUAUAUCAACAGGAUUAAAAUAUAGGUCAGCUAACAUGGCGGCAACACAGUGAUUAAUUAUUGGGUGUUAGCUUGACUGGCCUACUGUUAUUUGAUUAAUCUCUUGUCAUUUAAGUAUGCAGUAGGUGGAAUUUGACUCUUCUGUCACUAACUGCAUGUUUUCUGUCUCUUUGCCAUAUUUCUGUCUAUAGUAUUCCUCAGCUGAUUUCCCAAUGCACAGCACAUCCACAUAUAUAGUGCAUAUAGAACCAGUGAUUUGUUGUUAGUUUCUGUUCUGUCCUCUCCCGUCCUCCAUGACGCCGCAGGUUCCAGUGCCCAGACCAUCAUAUUCUCAGGCCAGGGAGAGUCUGGUGAACGCUAUUCCUUCGAAGAUUAUCUGUCUUUUCGCCUGUGGGGGAAAAGACUGUCGAUAUGAAGGUCCAGCGUGCUGGAGCAUAAGCCAGCAGGCCAUUAAAGGUGUCUUCUCGAGCUGGGUGACCGAUGACAUUAUUGCAAUGGCACGACCUUCUACAUGUCUCAUCAAGAGAUACUGCAUCAUAGAGCAGUUCAAACAGUUCAACAUUAAAUCCAUCAUUAAUAUGCAGAUCCCAGGGGAACAUGCUCACUGCGGCCCUCCUCUGGACCCUGGCAGUGGGUUCACAUAUUCACCUCAGAUAUUUAUGGACAGUCAAAUUUACUUCUAUAAUUUUGGGAUGUCUGAUUUUGGAGUGUCGUCUCUGGAGGGGAUGCUGGAUGCAGUGAAGGUUUUGGCCUUCGCUGUGCAGGAAGGAAAGGUGGCUGUUCAUUGCCAUGCUGGACUAGGCAGGACAGGUGUUCUUAUCGCAUGCUAUCUGGUCUACACCUGCCGAAUCAGCGCUAGUGAAGCUGUCCACUAUGUUCGGAUCAGAAGGCCUCGCUCAAUCCAGACUCGAUCACAGAUCAGUCUGGUGUUUGAUUUCGCCCGGCUGGUGGGCUCUCAGCUGGCCCAGUACCCAUGUCUGAAUAUGCGGCAUGGUUCCUCCUUCAGUCUCCGGCAGUAUCUCCUGCGUCAGGCCCUUCUGCUGCACGGGGACGAGGCCCGAACCCUCAAACACACGCCCAAGAUCCUGCACAUCCUCUGCAGCAUGCUGAUCGCUCUCACCCAGGGGGCUCCCAGUCCUCCAGAGGUCCAGAGAGAACUGGAGAAGAGGAACAUCUCGGCCCUGAAGAAGAAAGUGAAAGUGACACUUCUGAAGAGAAACCUGCCAGCUCUGAAGGAAAGGAGAGGCUCAUGUAGAGCGUACUCCUGCGAGUCCUGGGACGAGCCAUUCGGGUUCUUGGAGAGGAAGAGGGACGUCCUUCUAAACAAGCGAAGCUACAGCGAGUCAGAUCUCAGCAAGAUUACUAUUAUUGAGGAUUUUAUGUUCUCACGCUACUCUCCUCAAUCUGGUGGACACCACAAAAUAAGCAAUGGAGAAAUCGUCCCAUCAAAAGAUCAGAGAAUCCCAACAGAAUCCCAAAAGAGUCCUCAAACCCCGAUGACAGACCAGCGCAAUGGGACGACAGAGAAACACAGCCCCAAUCCACCAUCAGCUUCUCACCCACAAAAUGAGAAUGUGAACAAGAAGACAAAAUGUACAACCAAGAAACCUCAGGCUUAUCUUAAAUUCAGCUCAAACAUCGAGUUAAGGCUGGAGCAUCCUACAUCAGCUCAAUCAUCAUUAUCAAGAGCUGUCGCUAAAGCAAUGGCACAACAGCGCCCCCCACUGGACACUGUAUUGAAAAAAGCAGCGGUUUUGCAGGAUGAGCUCAACUUGAGUGAAUGUGGCUGGGCUACACUUGUCAUGGAAACAGAUCCUGACGUUCUGAGCACACUGUUAUGGAUCUGGCUGGACAAACUAAAGGAUCCCGUUCUCAGUAAAGGUGACAUAGAGAGGCUGACCUCAACCUGGCCUGCACAAAACCUGCACAAUAUUUCACUGCAAAAGUAUCAGCGGCACACCAUCUGCUGUUUGCUGGACUGUGUGGGUCAAGUGGCGGUUCGAUGUCCUCAGUUUGAACAUGCUAUACUACAUAGACUCAUACGAGCUUUAACAAGACGCCCUCCAGAGGAAAUAGAGAGAAACAACAUCUUGUUACAGGUCCUUAGAGCUACAAUGAGGGAGCAGUACCUACACAACCACUACCCAAACACUACAACACCAUCACAGUGUUAGGAGCGGUGCUUAAACUAAUGAAACCAAUAAAGCUAUCUAUAUAAAGAA
Messenger RNA from Cyprinus carpio (common carp), 3570 nucleotides. Its product is annotated as protein tyrosine phosphatase domain-containing protein 1-like. Lineage: Eukaryota; Metazoa; Chordata; Actinopteri; Cypriniformes; Cyprinidae. Gene Ontology annotation, molecular function: protein tyrosine/serine/threonine phosphatase activity. The transcript is spliced from 11 exons. The record is from RefSeq and is a predicted model, not a curated record. The coding region runs from base 1642 to 3522 and encodes 626 amino acids. Gene Ontology annotation, biological process: protein dephosphorylation; cilium assembly.